Molecule: messenger RNA, 1284 nt
Organism: Cutaneotrichosporon cavernicola
Lineage: Eukaryota; Fungi; Basidiomycota; Tremellomycetes; Trichosporonales; Trichosporonaceae
Exons: 3
Coding region: 1-1284 (427 amino acids)
Source: RefSeq, a predicted model, not a curated record
AUGACCUGGCCGAGCUGGCUCGCGUGUCUCUGCGACCUUUGGCAGCCGACACCCGAGAAGCAGGGCAUCCUCGAGUGCUCACCCUCAUCGGGCUCAUUCCUCCCACCACCGAUUACCAGCCAGCCGACCCUUCGUACCCGGCCCAUCGAGUACCUCUACACCCUGCUCGCGCCCGCGCAGCCCCCACCAUAUGGUACGGGACAACUUCACCAUGACGCGAGCAGCGUCGGCUCGGCACCUUCGAUAAUCCAACAAGCCGACACGCGACACAAGGAGCGCAUGGAACGGCAGCGCAUCGAGGCCGAAACUCGCGACAAGACCAACGCAGCUAGGAACAAGAUCACUAGCGCUUAUGGCAGUCGCAUGCUCAAGGUCGGCCUCGUAUAUCACAACUCGGUUCCUCCCAUUCCUCCCUUUCCAAUUGCCGACGAUGAGACUGUCCCCCUCUACGUAUCGUCACAUCCCGUGUCGGACGAGGCCCCAGCGCAACCCUCAGGUGGGCGUGUGGACCUGCGCUCACCUACGCACCUGAGCUACGGGACCUUUGGGACGUUUGCUCCGCCAGUCCCAGAAGCCGGAUAUCCCGGUCUUGGUAUCGGCUUCCCCGCUGGUCCACCCGCCAUGCCCAAAAUGCGGCGGCCCGUGCGGCCCGUCAAUGGGCUCACCGUACAGGUGCCCGCUGUCCCUCUUGGCGAUGUGCGGAGGCAUGUAGCGGAGAUGCUCUUCAACAUUCGCGGCGAUGACACGGAUGAGUCUCACCCUCCGUCGCCGCUCGCCCGCACCGACAGCCGGUACUCUAUCGACAGCAGGCGCUCACAUCAUUCCAUGGACUCGCCCAGGUCGCUCCGCUUUCCCGGUGUCGUUGUCACACCCGCUUACAGCGAGGACACCUCCCCCUCCGCCAGUACCUCACACAUCCCCCUCACCCCCACCAACCCCAAAACGCCGGCCACGCCGGCGUCAGCGGUAUACUUUGCCCACCACCCCAGCAUCGAACCACCUCUCUCUGCAGCCAAAUAUCGGCGCCACUCGGACGAGAUACCGCGCGCGUACCGCCUCUCUCGAGACAUCACGACGCUGCCCCCCCGCCUCGAGCGCACCCGCUCAGAUACACCUCCCCGUGGCAGACAGCGUGCGCGUGGCACUCCCCGGUCCCGCCGCGACUCGAUCUCGACGCAUACAGACGACACCCAAGACGGCGUUGUGUACAAACAGAUCGGGUUGAGCGGCCUUCCUGGCCGCAAACGCCACAUCCUACGCAAGAAGACCCGCUUUGAAGCGUAG